Rotaria sp. Silwood1 is the source of this 1734-nucleotide messenger RNA. The record is from the annotation of a GenBank genome assembly. NCBI's taxonomy places the organism in Eukaryota, Metazoa, Rotifera, Eurotatoria, Philodinida, Philodinidae.
AUGCACAACGACCCGUCUGGUGUCUUGUCAUCCUGUGAUUUAUUUGUCGAUAGUCCAAUGGUUAAACAUCACUCUGACCUUCAUUAUUACCAUCAUCAACAUCAUCAUCCUAGUGAUUCGUCACGAUCACCAUCCGUCUGUUCAUCAUCACUUUCACCGAAAAAUUCAUCUACAACAGUUGCAAUUGCAACAGCAACAUCGGCGACAGUAUCUGUGCCUAUAGCAACAGGCACAACUGCUCUAAAUGAUAUUGAUCCACAAUUAGCUAAACAUGUUGAAUAUGAAUUAGGUUUAACUAAAAAGAAUGGUAGUGGUACACGAAAAAAUGCAUGGGGUAAUCUAAGUUAUGCUGAAUUGAUUUCUAAAGCUAUAACAACAAGUGCUGAACAACGUUUAACAUUAUCUGAAAUUUAUGAUUGGAUGAUUAAAUAUGUUCCUUUCUUUCGUAAUAAAGUCGAUAGAGUUAGUAGUGCUGGUUGGAAGAAUUCUAUUCGUCAUAAUUUAUCAUUACACAAUCGAUUUAAACGUAUACAAAGUGAAGGUACAGGUAAAUCAUCAUGGUGGAUUAUUAAUCCAGAUGAAAAAAAUACUUCGUCAAACAUUUCCAAUAGUACACUAUCAUCCACUAAUGGAUUAAAACAAUCACGACGUCGUUUAGGUCAAAAUUUAAAAUCCACUUCAACAACACCGAAACGACUUCGUACACCUCGUUCAAUAAUAAAAUCUUCUCGAAUAUUAACAGCUACUGAACAACAACAACAGCAACAACAACACCAACAACAACAAGACUCAAUUACUCAACAAAAUCCACUUGCUGAUAUAUCAUCCGUACCUGCUUAUGAUACACAACAAUGGACAACACAUUUAGAUUCUGAUACAACAGGUAAUCAUUUAUAUGAACAAGAUCUUUAUUCAACAUCAGUACAUACACCUUUAACGAACAAUAAUUCUACCGGUGGAAUUCAAUCAACAUAUCUAUUUGACGAUAUAACAACUAAUUAUGUAUCUAAUACAUCUUCAAAUCCUAAUAAUACAAACGAUUAUACUUAUCAUCAUCAUCAUCAUCACCAACCACAACAUUUUCAUCAUCAUCAUCCACCACAUACACUUUAUCAACAUCAUCAUGGAUCGAAUUAUGAUAUCGGUUCAAACAAUGGAUAUUAUCAUCAACAACCGGUGCUUAAUGAUCAUCAUUUACUUCCUAUGGAUACAUAUCAUACAAAUAAUGGACUAACAUAUCCUUUAUCACAACAACAAAUUGAACCACAUGAUGAUCAACAUACGUAUAUACGUGCUCAUUCAGCAUCAUCACAUUCAUCAUCAUCAUCAAUUUCACCACCAAUAUUAACAACAAAUAAUAAUAAUUUAGCAUCAUCGUCUUCAUCAGCUUCUUCAUCAUCAAGUUAUUCAUAUCAACAUAAAAAUUCUUCAUCAUCAUCCAAUGGUUAUCUUCAUCCAAAUUCUAAUGGAACAUUGACACUUUAUAGUCAUCAUCAUCAACAUCAUUCAGAUCUUGAAUCAUUACUUCAAUUGAAUGGUAUUGAUGAAGAAAAUGACGAUGAUGAUGAUCUUUCGACAUUAGUACAUCAUCAUCAUGGAAUGAUUGAUGAUCAACAACAAUUAUCUAAUUUUCUUCCCUCAAAUAAUCAUCAAUUAUUUUCACAUAAUGAACCAUCAACAUCAAUUUUACGUACGGUGCUGAAAAGACCAAUUGUCGAUAUGCACAAUCAAUAA